CGGCUGCGCAGACGAGAGCGGACAGGUCAUGUGACUUCAGCAUGGCGGUGUUUGCGGAUUUGGACUUGAGAGCGGGUCCCGACCUGAAGGCGCUUCGGGGGCUAGUGGAGAACGCUGCUCAUCUUGGCUAUUCAGUUGUUGCCAUCAAUCAUGUUGUUGAAUUUAAGGAAAAGAAACAGGAAAUUGAGAAACCAGUAGCUAUUUCUGAGCUCUUUACAACUUUGCCAAUUGUACAGGGGAAAUCAAGACCUAUAAAAAUUUUGACUAGACUGACGAUUAUUGUUUCGGAUCCAUCUCACUGCAAUGUUUUAAGAGCAACGUCUUCAAGAGUUCGGCUGUACGAUAUUGUUGCAGUUUUCCCAAAGACAGAGAAACUUUUUCAUGUUGCUUGUACACACUUAGAUGUGGAUUUAGUGUGCAUAACUGUAACAGAGAAACUACCAUUUUACUUCAAAAGACCCCCUAUUAAUGUGGCAAUUGAACGAGGCGUAGGCUUUGAACUUGUCUAUAGCCCUGCCAUCAAAGACUCCACAAUGAGAAGAUACACGAUUUCCAAUGCCCUCAAUUUAAUGCAGAUCUGUAAAGGAAAGAAUGUAAUUAUAUCUAGCGCUGCAGAAAGGCCUUUAGAAAUUAGAGGCCCAUAUGACGUGGCAAACUUAGGGUUGCUCUUCGGGCUGUCUGAAGGUGAUGCCAAAGCCGCCGUGUCCACCAACUGCCGAGCAGCAAUUCUCCAUGGAGAAACUAGAAAAACUGCUUUUGGAAUUAUUUCUACUGUGAAGAAACCUCGGUCAUCAGAAGGAGAGGAUGAUUCUCUUCCAGCUUGCAAGAAAGCCAAGUGUGAGGACUGAAAUGGACCCAGCCACCAUCAGCACUUUCUCCUUCCCUGUUACUGACCAUCAGCCUCAACAGAAAUGGAAUCUUU
Molecule: messenger RNA, 922 nt
Organism: Talpa occidentalis (Iberian mole)
Lineage: Eukaryota; Metazoa; Chordata; Mammalia; Eulipotyphla; Talpidae
Gene: RPP30
Product: ribonuclease P/MRP subunit p30
Exons: 11
Coding region: 42-848 (268 amino acids)
Biological process (GO): tRNA processing
Cellular component (GO): nucleolar ribonuclease P complex
Molecular function (GO): RNA binding
Source: RefSeq, a predicted model, not a curated record